Messenger RNA from Nannospalax galili (Upper Galilee mountains blind mole rat), 1633 nucleotides. RefSeq names its product solute carrier family 36 member 2 (gene Slc36a2). Gene Ontology annotation, biological process: glycine transport; proline transmembrane transport; proton transmembrane transport. Gene Ontology annotation, molecular function: glycine transmembrane transporter activity; L-proline transmembrane transporter activity; L-alanine transmembrane transporter activity. The record is from RefSeq and is a predicted model, not a curated record. Gene Ontology annotation, cellular component: vacuolar membrane. Bases 39 to 1418 code for a protein of 459 amino acids. Lineage: Eukaryota; Metazoa; Chordata; Mammalia; Rodentia; Spalacidae. The transcript is spliced from 10 exons.
CAGCCCAAAGGAGUACUGACAUUCAUUUGGACCACAUUAUGGCCCCAGCAGCCAUGCCUAUGACCAAGGGGGGUUCCCAGGGAUCUGCCACCUUCAAGCUGGACCUUGUGUCGUCUCCCAAAAUUACCAAGAAGCGGCAGAACAAGGAGCCCAGUCUCUUGAACGGAAACUCUUCAGCGUCGUCGAAGAAGACCAAGGGCAUAACAGCAUUCCAGACAUUGAUUCACCUGGUCAAAGGCAACAUGGGCACAGGGAUCCUGGGACUUCCCCUGGCUGUGAAGAAUGCGGGCAUCUUGAUGGGCCCGCUCAGUUUGCUGAUGAUGGGCCUCAUCCCCUGCCACUGUAUGCACAUCCUGAUCCUGGUCAGGUGUGCCCAGCACUUCUGCCGCAGACUCAACAAGCCCUUCAUGGACUAUGGGGACACCGUGAUGCAUGGACUAGAAGCCAGUCCCAGCACCUGGCUCCAAAGCCACGCCCACUGGGGAAGGCACAUCGUGAGCUUCUUCCUCAUCAUCACACAGCUGGGCUUCUGCUGUGUGUACGUUGUAUUUCUGGCUGACAAUUUAAAACAGGUAUGCUCUCCUAGAGGGGAGGGUUCGGGAAGGGAGGGGGGGCGAGGAGAACGAAGUUUCUCUCCCAGUCGUUUGCCUCACACAUUUCUUCAUCUGAGUCCUAGUGGACUCAUCGUUAUAGAACAGGAAAGGAGCACAGGAAUUCCAGACCCCAGCCAGUUACCACUGGUAGCAAACUGGAAGACCUAUCCGCUCUUCUUUGGAACGGCCAUUUUUUCAUUUGAAAGCAUCGGCGUGGUCCUGCCUCUGGAAAACAAGAUGAAGGAUCCCCGCCACUUCCCAGCCAUCCUGUCUUUGGGGAUGUUCAUCGUCACCGCCCUGUACAUCACCGUCGGAGCACUGGGCUACCUGCGGUUUGAAGAUGGCAUCAAAGCCAGCAUAACCCUUAACUUGCCCAACUGCUGGCUGUACCAGUUGGUCAAAGUGCUCUACAUCAUGGGUAUCCUAUGCACCUAUGCCCUGCAAUUCUACGUCCCCGCGGAAAUCAUCAUCCCUGUCGCUGUCUCCCGGGUGUCCAAGCACUGGACACUGUCCGUGGACUUGUCCACCCGCCUUGCCAUGGUCUGCCUUACGUGCAUGCUGGCCAUCCUCAUCCCCCGCCUGGACCUGGUUAUCUCCCUGGUGGGCUCCGUGAGCAGCAGUGCCCUGGCCCUCAUCAUCCCGCCCCUGCUGGAGAUCACCACCUUCUACUCGGAAGGCAUGAGCCCCCUCACCAUCCUCAAGGACGCCCUCAUCAGCAUCCUGGGCUUCGUGGGCUUCGUGGCGGGGACCUACCAGACCCUGAACGAACUUAUCAAGCCUGGGGACUUUCUCUCCUUGUCCAACUCCACCACUUUUAUUCAGUGACAAGAGCUCCGUCCUCACUCGCGGUGACACACAACCAUAUGGUCUUUCCUAUACAUUGCCUUUGUAUCGUUUUCCUCUCUGGUCCAAGACACAGAAAAACAGAAAAGGACUCAUCAGCUACAACGUCUAAAUGGUCCUUUGUUGUGGGCCAGUGAGAUGGUUCAGUGGGUAAAAGCACUUGCUGCCAAGUCUGAUGACCUGAGUUCAAACUCCAG